Hyphopichia burtonii NRRL Y-1933 is the source of this 1593-nucleotide messenger RNA. RefSeq lists its product as uncharacterized. The annotation marks the transcript as partial. NCBI's taxonomy places the organism in Eukaryota, Fungi, Ascomycota, Pichiomycetes, Serinales, Debaryomycetaceae. The record is from RefSeq and is a predicted model, not a curated record. The transcript has a single exon.
GAUUUGGCUCCUGGUGAUCAGUUAGUUCAAUUGCUCAACCAUCUUCAGGAAAAUCAAGCUAAAUCAGAUGCUAGAUCAGCUCUCCAACUUCGAGAUACCCUAACAGCUGAAGAAUUCUUCCAGAAAGUAGAUAACCUACAGGAUUACUAUAACGAAGUCACAUGGUUGCUUCAGAAAACCCAGCUAGAUAAUAAUCUUUACGUUUGGAUCUUUUCUCUUGAAUCAUUGGUCAAACAUUUGAUCAAGUACAAGGUUUUUUAUGACCGCCAAUUGAUCAACAACUUUCAGUAUGAUAUCAAUGGAAAUUCAAUUGUUGAGGCAGCGGGUACGAAGCUAGGGAAACUCUGUGGUGAUUUGGGGGAAUUCACCCAUACUUUUUGCUCAUCGAAUAUGAGCUUUGCUAAGAUUUUUGAAAUUGGUAAGGCUUCAAACUUUGUCUUCAAUAAAUUUGCUAGUGUGGUGGUCAAAUCGCUAGAGGUUCUUAUAAUUGAUAAAUCAGAAGAUGCUCAAUAUAUUGAUAACGGGUCCUUCACAAUUGGGUGCCUUUCAAACUUGAUUUAUAAAUUAUAUGACUAUAUUUAUGAUACUGAUUCUACAAAACGCAACAAACUACUUUAUAAAGCCUUUCCUAUACUAACUGAACUCGUAAAAGUUUCUUAUAUUGCAGGCGAAGUUCAGCUUAUUGAAAAAUUUCUUGAUGAUGAAACUUAUAAUCCUCCUGUGAUUGAUUACCGGUUUCCGUUCGAAGUAAUCAAAAACUCAACUGUGGAUUUGUCAACUUUGAUUGAUUUUUAUAAAUUUACGGCAUUUAACUUGGUGACCCUUUCUUUACAAGGCCCUGUCAUCAAAAAGACUCAGCUAGAUAGAGCUAAAUUUUAUUUUAAGAUCCUAUUCAGUUUCCCAAAUUUAAAAACUUCCCUCUAUAGACAAUCCGAAGUUACCAAUAAAUUGGAAGUAGAGAGCCAACUUGAAGAAGAUCGCUUGAUAUCUCUUAACGAACGUCAGGAAAUUUCUCUUAUGUAUAUUCUUUUCUAUUUAUUGAACCUAGAGAAUUUAAAUGAUUUAACCAAUCCUGAUACUCACUUUAACAACCAGGUUCAGUUUUUGAUUGUGUCAUUAUCAUCAAGUAUCUCGUGGGAUUUAGAUAAUUCUGCUUCCCAUUCGGGCUCCCAUUCAAGUAGUUUGGCUUCAUUACACCAGCCUUUGUCCACAAAGCCUCAAGUCCCUUCAAGAAGAAAACAAUAUAAUAGAAUAAAGUUCAAAUCAUUGAGCUCUAUAAUUGUUUAUGGUUCCUAUAAAGAAAACCUUACUCUCGUGGUGAAUUUCCUCAAACACUUCAAGCCAAAUAGAUUAGAUGUUCCUGUCAUAGUUUCAAACCAUGCUUUGCGCCCAGAAGACGGUGCCAAUGAAAAUGAGUUUCAACAUUCAAUAUCUAACAUAGAUCCUCAAAGGUAUCCCGGCAAAAUUUUCUAUGUGGAAACAAUUGAUAAAAUUGUACAGAUAUUGAAAGUUUUGACGGUCAAACAUUUAGUGGAUACCGGUGGCUUCAACUACAUACAUAAAAAUACUUUGGACCAAAUAUUUACUUGUAAG